CUGGCCGGGAGGAGCAUGGCCUGGGGCCCAGUGGGAGCCUCUCUCUUCGCCAGCAACAUUGGCUCCGGGCACUUCGUCGGCCUGGCCGGCACCGGGGCCGCCGGAGGCAUCGCCGUGGGAGGCUUCGAGUGGAGUGGGAUGUUCAUUGUGCUGCUGCUGGGAUGGAUCUUUGUCCCUAUCUACAUGAGAGCAGGGGUCAGCACCAUGCCGGAGUACCUGGGGCUGCGCUUCGGGGGGUCCCGGAUCCGCCUCUACCUGGCCCUGCUCAGCCUUCUGCUCUACAUCGCCACCAAGAUCUCAGUGGAUAUGUACUCCGGAGCCAUCUUCAUCCAGGAGGCUCUGGGCUGGAACCUCUACGCCUCGGUGGGAGCCCUGCUGGGGGUGACAGCGAUUUACACUGUGACUGGGGGCUUGGCUGCUCUGAUGUUCGCUGACCUGCUCCAGACCUUCAUCAUCGUCGCUGGAGCCUCAGUGCUGGCUGCAUAUGCCCUGGGGGCCGUGGGGGGCUACGAGGGGCUGGUGCAGCGCUACCCCCUGGCCACCCCCCAGAACCUGACAGGGCCCUGCGGGAGGCCUCGGCCGGACGCCUUCCACCUCCUGAGGCAUCCCAGCACCGGGGACCUGCCCUGGCCUGGGCUGCUGCUGGGGCUGGGCAUCAUCUCGGCCUGGUACUGGUGCACAGACCAGGUGAUCGUGCAGCGCUGCCUGGCCGGCCGCUCCCUGUGCCACGUCCGUGCAGGCUGCGUCGUCUGCGGCUACCUGAAGGUCCUCCCAAUGUUCCUGAUGGUGCUGCCUGGCAUGGCCGCCAGGGUCCUCUUCCCGGAGGUGGUUGGGUGCGCGGACGCCCAGCACUGCCGCCGAGCCUGCGGCACCCCCGCGGGCUGCUCCAACGUCGCCUACCCGCGGCUGGUGGUCACACUGCUGCCCCCUGGCCUGCGGGGCCUGAUGCUGGCGGUGGUCCUGGCGGCCCUGAUGUCCUCCUUGGCCUCCAUCUUCGCCAGCGCCGGAGCCCUCUUCACCCUGGAUGUCUACCAGAAGCUCCGGCCCAGGGCAGGCCCCAAGCAGCUGCUGCUGGCCGGCAGGCUGUGGGUGGUGGCCAUGGUGGGGCUGAGCCUGGCCUGGCUGCCGGUGGUGGAGGCAGCGCGCGGAGGACAACUCUUCGACUACAUCCAGGCUGUCGCCAGCUACUUGGCUCCGCCGGUGGCUGCUGUCUUCUUCUUGGCUGUCUUCGUGCCCAGGGUCAAUGAACCUGGAGCCUUCUGGGGCUUGCUGGGUGGCCUGGGGCUGGGCCUCCUGCGCCUGGUGCCGGAGGUGGCCUUGGGGACAGGAAGCUGUGGAGCUCCAGGAGGUUGUCCCCAGGUCCUCUGUGGCCUCCACUACCUGCACUUCGCUGUCCUCCUGUUCCUGGCCUCUGGAGCCAUCACCCUGGGGGUCUCCUUCUGCUACCCUCCCAUCCCCCAGCGCCACCUCCACCGCUUGGUCUUCAGCCUCCGCAACAGCACAGAGCCUCGGAUAGACCUGGGCCAGGAGGGCCCCAAGGAGGCACCUGGGGAGGCCCCACCCCCAGCCCCCGCCCCCGAGGAUCCUCGCUGGCGCCGGGUGGUGAACCUCAACGCCCUGCUCCUGAUGGCUGUGGCUGUCUUCCUCUGGGGCUACUUCGCCUGA
This is a messenger RNA of Dryobates pubescens (Downy woodpecker), 1665 nucleotides long. Its product is annotated as sodium/glucose cotransporter 2. Gene Ontology annotation, biological process: transmembrane transport; sodium ion transport. The coding region runs from base 16 to 1665 and encodes 549 amino acids. Gene Ontology annotation, cellular component: plasma membrane. NCBI's taxonomy places the organism in Eukaryota, Metazoa, Chordata, Aves, Piciformes, Picidae. Gene Ontology annotation, molecular function: D-glucose:sodium symporter activity. The transcript has 14 exons. The record is from RefSeq and is a predicted model, not a curated record.